AUGACCGAAAUCUUAGCACAGACGCCUCCUAUUCUACACGGCCCUUCGGACAAGGAAAGGAAGUACGAUCGUCAGCUCAGGUUAUGGGCUGCUUCGGGCCAGGCCGCCUUGGAAUCCGCAAACAUCCUCCUAAUUAACUCUGGGCCCGGUACGGCUGGCAUCGAGACUUUGAAGAAUCUCGUCCUGCCCGGCAUUGGCAAAUUUACUAUUGCAGACAAUGCCGCCGUUCAAGAGGUGGAUCUCGGCGUCAACUUUUUCCUCGAUGAGUCCUCUCUCGGCAAAUCGAGAGCGCAGUGCUGUACUGAACUACUGCUCGAGCUUAAUCCAGAAGUUAAUGGAUCCUGGAACUCUACAGAUACCGCCAGCCUCCAGAGACUACUUGAUGUUCCGGAGGGUUUCACCAUGAUCAUGUAUAACCUUCCUUUACAACCAGAAAUGCUUCAGGUCAUUGAGACAUACGGCCGUCAGCAUGGUACUCCGCUUGUUGCUAUCCACUCUGUUGGAUUCUACUCCUACUUUCGCAUUGCACUACCAGGCACAUUUCCCAUCGUUGAUACUCACCCGGAUGAGACCGCUACGACAGACUUGAGACUCCUCUCUCCUUGGCCGGAACUCUCUGAGUUUUCUAGCGAAAUGACCAAAGACAUUGAGUAUCUAGACCACCACGAGCAUGGCCAUAUUCCCAUGGUUGUAAUUCUGCUUCACUACCUCAACAUCUGGAAGGAAGAGCAUAACGGCGCCUAUCCAACGGCGUACAGCGAAAAGACGGCAUUUCGAGAGCUCGUAUCCAAGGCCAUGAGACGCGAUAAUCCCGAGGGAGGAGAAGAAAACUUUGAGGAGGCUGUUGCUGCCGUCAUGAAGCACGUCGUUGCCCCGUCACUCCCUUCAUCUCUAAAGCAGGUUUUUGAAUAUGAGCACAAGGAUGAGCAGCAGUCAAAGUCCAGCUUCUGGAUCAUUGCCGAGGCCUUGAAAGAGUUCUACGCCGAACACCAACGCCUGCCUGUGGCUGGUGGCUUGCUUGAUAUGAAGGCGCAGUCCAAUGUUUACAUUCAGCUGCAGAACAUUUACAAAGAGAAAGCUCGGCAGGACGCAAACGACGUUUUUUCCAGAGCUCAAAAGAUCUCAGGAGAUGUAGAUAUUGAUCAGGCAGAGGUAGAGCAGUUCUGCACUAAUGCUCGGUUCAUCAAGUUGAUUAAUACUACGGGAGAGGAGCCCCCAAGCAUGGGACAGAUUAUAGAGCGAGAACUUGGCAACGACGAAAUCGCCGCCAUCGCCGGACCAGAAAUGCCAAUGUCAUUAAUCCCCAUCUACCUUGCCUUGGGCGCAUCGUCAUCUACCUCGGCUGCCUCAGCUGAUGAUAUUAUUGCUGCAGUUCUUGAAAAGGCGCCUGCUCUCAGGAACAACGAGCGCCUGACUCAGGUAGCCCAGGAGCUGUCGCGAGCGGCUGGCGGAGAGCUACACAACAUUUCCGCCGUUAUUGGAGGCAUGGUGGCACAGGAGAUUAUCAAAAUCAUCACAAAGCAAUACAUUCCGAUAGACAACACCUGCAUAUUUGACGGAAUUGAGAGCCGAUGUCAGGUAUUGCGUUUAUAA
Molecule: messenger RNA, 1593 nt
Organism: Trichoderma atroviride IMI 206040
Lineage: Eukaryota; Fungi; Ascomycota; Sordariomycetes; Hypocreales; Hypocreaceae
Source: RefSeq, a predicted model, not a curated record